AUGCCCGUUCCCUGCCAUCAGAGCCCGGUGCUGGCAGGCAGCGUCACUUUGGCCGCUCUGGGGGCACUGGUCCUGUACCUCGCGAAGCCCUCCGGCUACGGGAAGUACUCGGAGAGCCUGAUGCCCGCCGCCACCCGCCUGUCCGCGCGCGCCGCCUGGUUCCUGCAGGAGCUGCCCUCCUUCGCGGUGCCCGCGGGGAUCCUCGUCCGGCAGCCGCGCUCGCUCUUCGGCCAGCCGGCGACGGUGCUCCUGGGCCUCUUCUGCGCACAUUACUUCCACAGGACCUUUGUUUACUCAUUGCUCACUAGAGGGAGGCCUUUCCCAGUUGCAUUUCUUGUCAGAGGAUUUGUCUUCUGCACGGGAAAUGGACUGCUCCAAGCCUACUAUCUGAUUUACUGUGCUGAAUACCCUGCUGAGUGGUACACAGACGUACGGUUUAGCCUGGGUGUCUUCUUAUUUAUUUUGGGAAUGGGAAUCAACAUUCAUAGUGACUAUAUAUUGCGCCAGCUCAGGAAGCCUGGAGAAGUCAUCUAUAGGAUUCCGCAAGGUGGCUUGUUUACGUAUGUUUCCGGAGCCAAUUUCCUAGGUGAGGUCAUUGAAUGGACGGGCUAUGCCCUGGCCACUUGGUCCCUCCCAGCACUUGCGUUUGCGUUUUUCUCACUUUGUUUCCUGGGGCUGCGAGCUUUCCACCACCACAGGUUCUACCUCAAGAUGUUUGAGGACUAUCCCAAAUCUCGGAAGGCCCUCAUUCCAUUUAUUUUUUGAAGAAACCAGAUAAAAAAGGAACUAAAAGCUCCCAUAUGACUGUUGAACACCAUCAAGCUGAUGAGCCUGUAACUUUUAAAGUUCCAGUGUGUAUCUAUACCGGGAGGCCUCUUGUGUUCUGACAGCCGGCCUGGAGAUUCUGUGAGGUGGCUAUUUCACGUGUCCUCCACCCUCCCAGGGUCUCUCUCCUGGUCUCCUGUUGACGCUUCCGCAAGGCUCUUCUCCACACAGAGGCAUCUGUCUGCUCUUUAUCUAGUCCUCCUAGAAAGUGCAAAACUUCCCUAUGU
Zalophus californianus (California sea lion) is the source of this 1052-nucleotide messenger RNA. It is a transcript of the gene SRD5A2, whose product is annotated as steroid 5 alpha-reductase 2. Bases 1 to 765 code for a protein of 254 amino acids. Gene Ontology annotation, molecular function: 3-oxo-5-alpha-steroid 4-dehydrogenase activity. Lineage: Eukaryota; Metazoa; Chordata; Mammalia; Carnivora; Otariidae. The transcript is spliced from 5 exons. The record is from RefSeq and is a predicted model, not a curated record. Gene Ontology annotation, biological process: steroid biosynthetic process. Gene Ontology annotation, cellular component: membrane.